CUCUUUCUCGCUCUAAAACACGCCUCUUUUUCUCUUUCUAAGACGCCUGCUUUCGUCCCCUGUCUCUGCAACUGGUGCAGUGAUGGAAGCUUCGAGCUUUUUCCCCGGCGGCUACUACAGUGCCGGAGCAGACGAAUUUUCGCAGGAAAAGCGAGAGCAGAAGCCUGGAGACCAUUUCAUGGUCGAGGACUUGCUCGAUUUCCCCAAUGACGACGACAUCAUGACCGACGGGUUCUUCGACACUGUUACCGGAAAUUCUACGGAUUCUUCCACUGUCACCGUUGUUGACAGUUGUAAUUCCUCCUUAUCUGGCAACGAGCCUCAUUUCUCGGGAGACGUUGGCUGUCGGAAUUUCACCGACGCUCAAUUCUCCGGCGAGCUUUGCGUUCCGUGCGAUGAAUUGGCUGAGCUUGAAUGGCUCUCGAACUUCGUGGAAGAAUCAUUCUCAAGCGAAGACCUGCACAAAAUCCAAGUGUUAUCCGGAAUCAAAGCUCCGCUCCACACUACCGAAUCUCCUGAACCGCAAUUCCAACCCGAAACAGCCCGAAACGAACCGAUAUUACAACCUCCAAUGAACGUCCCCGGUAAAGCCAGAAGCAAGCGGCCACGCUCCGUCCCCUGUGACUGGUCCACGCGCCUCCUCGUGCUUUCCCCCGCCACCUCUUCAUCCGAGUCUGACGCCUUCAAGAAACCGCCCAAGACGACGUCGUCGAAGAAAAAAGAGAAUUCCGAUUCCGCCGGUGACGGCCGGAAGUGCCUGCAUUGCGCGGCCGAGAAGACCCCGCAGUGGCGAACCGGGCCUAUGGGUCCCAAAACGCUGUGCAAUGCAUGUGGUGUCCGAUUCAAAUCGGGUCGGUUGGUACCCGAAUACCGACCCGCCGCGAGCCCGACGUUUGUGUCCGCAAAACACUCGAACUCGCAUCGGAAGGUGCUUGAACUCAGACGUCAAAAGGAUCUUCAGAGGUCUCAUCACCAUCAAUUUCUUAGUCAAACCUCCAUUUUCAGCGCAACUAACGGUGACGAUUACUUGAUUCAUCACCACGCUGGGCCUGAUUUCAGGCAUAUGAUCUAAUCCUUGUCGGUUUAGCGCAUUUAGGGUGGAGCUUCAUGUUCAACAACUAGCUUUUGUCUUAAAAAUUCAAUCCCUAGCUUUUUCCGGACCAAAAAAAAAAAAAAAAAAAAGCCAAAAUUAGAGGAAAAGAGGAGUGAGAAGAUCACAUGUUCUCUAAUUUCCCAUUACCCAUUUCUAUUUUUGUAUUUUUCCCAACAUUUUUCAAA
This is a messenger RNA of Vitis riparia (riverbank grape), 1278 nucleotides long. RefSeq names its product GATA transcription factor 9-like. NCBI's taxonomy places the organism in Eukaryota, Viridiplantae, Streptophyta, Magnoliopsida, Vitales, Vitaceae. Gene Ontology annotation, biological process: positive regulation of DNA-templated transcription. Bases 83 to 1072 code for a protein of 329 amino acids. Gene Ontology annotation, cellular component: nucleus. The transcript is spliced from 2 exons. The record is from RefSeq and is a predicted model, not a curated record. Gene Ontology annotation, molecular function: zinc ion binding; sequence-specific DNA binding.